UCCCCAGUCCAGCGGUUCAUCAGCGAGGACCGCCUGCCCCACCUCCUCCUCUAUGGCCCCCCCGGCACCGGCAAGACCUCCACCAUCCUGGCGUGUGCACGGCAGCUCUACCGGGACCGGGAGUUCAACUCCAUGGUGUUGGAGCUGAACGCCUCGGACGACCGGGGAAUCGACAUCGUCCGAGGGCCCAUCCUGAGCUUCGCCAGCACCAGGACCAUCUUCAAGAAAGGCUUCAAGCUCGUCAUCCUGGAUGAAGCCGACGCCAUGACCCAGGACGCUCAGAAUGCCCUGAGGCGAGUGAUCGAGAAGUUCACCGAAAACACCCGCUUCUGCCUCAUCUGCAACUACCUCUCCAAGAUCAUCCCCGCGCUGCAGUCCCGCUGCACCCGCUUCCGCUUCGGGCCCCUCACCCCGGAGCUGAUGGUGCCCCGGCUGCAGCACGUCAUACAGGAGGAGGGGGUGGAUGUGAGCGAGGAUGGGAUGAAGGCGCUGGUGACCCUCUCGAGUGGCGACAUGCGCCGAGCCCUGAACAUCCUGCAGAGCACCGCCAUGGCCUUCGGGAAGGUGACGGAGGAGAAUGUCUACACCUGCACGGGGCAUCCCCUCAAGUCCGACAUCGCCAACAUCCUCGACUGGAUGCUCAACCAGGACUUCUCCACCGCCUAUCGCAAAAUCACAGAGCUGAAGACGCUGAAGGGCUUGGCCCUGCAGGACAUCCUGACCGAGAUCCACCUGUUUGUGCACAGAGUCGAUUUCCCACCCUCAGUCCGCAUCCAGCUGCUGAUCAAAAUGGCAGACAUCGAGUACCGGCUGGCUGCUGGCACGAGCGAGAAGGUUCAGCUGAGCUCCCUCGUCGCGGCUUUCCAAGUCACCAGGGACCUGAUCGUGGCCGAAGCCUGAGCCUGGCGGGGUGGCUGCGAGCGUCCUGGCCUGCGGGGCAUCCUGAGCAGAAACCCGGGGCGACCAUCAUCAGCUCCGUGCAGCUUCGUGGUUCCUCUUUGCAUGCCCUGGGCCCCACCUGGGGCGUACCAGAGCAGCCUGUUUUUAUACGCUUCACCGGGAAAUGCAAACAUCUUUAACGCCAA
Molecule: messenger RNA, 1085 nt
Organism: Oxyura jamaicensis (ruddy duck)
Lineage: Eukaryota; Metazoa; Chordata; Aves; Anseriformes; Anatidae
Gene: RFC5
Product: replication factor C subunit 5
Exons: 9
Coding region: 133-900 (255 amino acids)
Biological process (GO): DNA repair; DNA-templated DNA replication
Cellular component (GO): DNA replication factor C complex; nucleus
Molecular function (GO): DNA clamp loader activity; DNA binding
Source: RefSeq, a predicted model, not a curated record